Molecule: messenger RNA, 2198 nt
Organism: Ectocarpus sp. CCAP 1310/34
Lineage: Eukaryota; Phaeophyceae; Ectocarpales; Ectocarpaceae
Source: the annotation of a GenBank genome assembly
UCUCUCUCCUCUCUCUACUUGGUCCCUUGUUGAGGGCAUCACUGCAACAGAUGCUGGGAAUUAUUCUUGCAGUGCAUGUGGCUAUCUCGGUGCUGGUCCAGGGCGAAGCAUUUGUGGUGAGUUCCUCUCCCGGCAGCAGCAUCAAGGCGAUCGUGGCAUCAUCAUACCCGCACCGGCAGCGGACCCAGCGCCCCACGGCGACGACAAUGGCGGCAAUCGUUGGGGGAGGUCGCAUCGGGUGUGCGUUGUACGAUAUGGGCGGCGGAGGGGACACCCUGGUCGGACGUGGUGACUCCAUCCCCGAUGGUGACGGACCGAUUUACGUUUGCACACGGAACGAUGAUCUGGAAGACGUCAUUUCGCGCACGCCUCCGGCUCGAAGAGAGGACUUGGUUUUCCUGCAGAAUGGCGUUUUGGGGCCUCUGCUCGAGAAGCACGGGCUCGCCAAGAACACUCAGGCGCUGAUAUACUUCGCGGUGUCGAAGAAAGGAGAGGCCCCCAUCGAUGGCAUCACCGAUGCCAACCCGGAAGGGCUGACGUCCACGUGCGGAAAGUGGGCGGGGGAGUUCAAGGAGAGGCUCGCCAAAGGGGGGCUUACGUGCCACGAGCUAGCCGAAGACAGGUACACCGCCAGGAUGUACGAGAAGCACAUCUGGAUCUGCGCCUUCAUGGUGGCGGGAGCGGCUCACAAGUGCAACAUGGGCCAAGUGGAAGCCGACCAUGCCGACGAGGUACGCACAUUGAUCGGAGAGCUGCAGAAGGCGAUAGAGGUGGAAUACGGAGUGGUGUUCGAGGACGGUGUGAAGGAUCGUCUCUGCGCGUACUCUAGGUCGGUCGCACACUACCCCGCUGCCGUGAAGGAGUUCUCAUGGCGAAACGGCUUUUUCUGGGAUAUUUCCGAGAAGGCCAGGAAGGAGGGGGCGGAAGACCCCUGUCCCCUCCACACCAAGCUGCUGCGGCAAGUAGCGGAUGAGCAAGGGCUGACUCUGUGAGGCCGAGCUUUCGUGUCCUUGCGACAGAAGGAGACGGCUCUCCGUCUGUUGGCAACGCGUGUCUCUCAUCAAGUUGUGACGAGAGAGACCGCCCGUCGGUGUACUUUGCUCGUCUUGUUUCAUUCUUGGCCCGCGGACCACACUACUCUCUCUGGUUGAUUAUUUUGCCGUGGAAAAGAAGUAUGGAGGCUUGGGGUGGUUGGUGUGUGCUACCACGGGUUGGCUGACCAACAUUCAUUCGUACGUCGGGUAGAACGUGCCCUACGCAAAAGACACGGUUGUUGCAGGUGCAUGAAGUGCACAGAGGAAUCGGCCAGUGGCUUAUCGUACUUUGAAUGGAUCCAACUGUUCACUUCAGUCAGUGUCUCGUCUCAUGCGAAACAUCUUACGUGGGCGGGUACGCGUGUCCUUCUGGAGUCAGUAGAUAUGUAGUGCUUCGUGUUUCUUCGUGGGUAGUUUUCCUGUCCCGCCCUAGACUACACCCUACCCUGUUUUUUGUUUUCUUGACCUUGUUUCGUUCUUCCGGGAACGAGCGUGGCUUCAUUUCGAGGCUAUGUACACAUCGUGCGGAAGGUUCCUACUUUCAGUUUAUUGGUGGUUGCCACAACUGGUCGUGGUGUCGGACCAGCUAGCUAGCUGUUCAGCGAAGGGAGCUUUCGACUGUUGCUGUGGUUUGUCUUAUAAGACUAAAUUUCGAAUGAAGUCCUUCUGUGAGAUGAUGUCUACUUUCUAAAGGAGGGAGAAGGAUGCUACGUAACAGGGGUCUAACGUGUUCAACAGCAACAACUAAAUUCCAGCUGAGGAACAACGGUCGCUCGUGAUUUGGCACCUCGUUUUCGUUCUGCCGAACGCUGUUGGUCUCACAUUCACAUCAUCUACUACAAGGAAGGGAGAGUAAUGCCCCUUCGGCGCAGAAGAAACGUUUUCGGCCUGUGACUCGAUAAGAUUUAAACAUGUUCACAGCAGUUCUUAGGAUACUGAUACAUGACGGUCCUCGACUUCAAAUACGUAGCUUCAAUCUUUGCUUCGUUGACAAGACGGCGUAGAAAUUGGCUCGGCCUCCACACUAACCUGCUGGUACGUUACGUUACCCUUUCAUUUUUUCUUUCGGCGGGUGUGGGAAGCGUCCUCCUUUAUUUUUUUUUUUUUGUUAUUUUUGUUUUGUUUUAUUUUGAUCGGUGUCCGAGGGCUCUUUUCUCGAACAGU